Molecule: messenger RNA, 16810 nt
Organism: Pelobates cultripes (western spadefoot toad)
Lineage: Eukaryota; Metazoa; Chordata; Amphibia; Anura; Pelobatidae
Source: the annotation of a GenBank genome assembly
GGCUGUGCAGAGCGCGGGAGGUUUUAGUGUGGCGGGAAGGCGUCCGGUUACCGAUCACAUCGUAGGGGGGGGGAGACCCGGGGGAACAUGGAGCGAGUUCCCGAGCUGUACGUGCAGUGUGACACACGGAGACCGCCUGUCAGGCUUAGCCGGUAAUAUAGACCUUAUUUACUAAUAAUGAUACAUUGCACCGUUACCAUCAGUCAGAUCUCAGCAUGACCUGUCCAUCAUGGGCUAUAAUUACCAGGAAAUAAUUAUAUUUAUAUUGCGAUAUAAUAAUCUAUAUCCCUUUUGUACAGCGCUACGGAAUCUGAUGGCGCUAUAUAAAUAAUAAAAUAAUAAUAUCCCCUCCAUGCACCUGUUACCCCAGUGAUCAGACCUCCUCCCCUUUAAUAGGAUGGUGUCAGCACAGCUUGACAUAAUCUGAAUCUUAUUAUACACUGGGUUAUAAUUAUCAGCAUGCUUUUACCGACAUUCAUACACUGUUAGUAAAUUAUUCUUGUGUACUUUUUAUUCCAUGGUUAGAAUGCACUAACAUUCCAUUUAUUUUUCUUUUUUUUUUUUUUUCUUUUUUUUUGCAUAUGCCUGAUACAUCAACAAAAUUUAAAUAGUAACUACUAGUACGCUUGAAUUUAUAAAUUUGCAGUAAAGGUUUUAUUUGCACUAUAAAUUUAAGUGUGUGUAGAUAAAACUACAUUUAAAAAAUAUAUAUAAUUUUUUUUUUUUUUUUUUUGUAAAGCUGUGUUUAAUUCUCCAUACACAUGUAUGCAAUGCAUAAGGUAUCAAUUCCCAAUAGACACAGGAUAUAUAAUAGGAUACAUUUUUUUUAUGGUAAAAAGAAAGCACCAUCUGCUUACUAAUCUGCAUCAAAAAGCACUUGUCUGUGUGUAUGUCAUAUGGUUUGCGGGUUGAUUUUCAAUUCUGGUUUUGACUGUUUGGCUCUUUGGAAUUAGCUGUAAUGUGUCAAAUUUAGUUCCGCUCACUGCAAAUCUGCUUCAGGUCUCCAGUGCGCCUCUAUGAGGAAUAUCAGAUUGUACAAUCUUGUGCCAGCCUGACUAAUGCUGCUGCCGGAGAUGGAGUUACACCUCAUGCAGCGACAUUAUCUAAUUACGUGCAGCGUUUCACACGGAAGUGCUGUUCAUACAAGGUCUAAACACUGAAGUGGUAAUGGUGCCUUGAGCAUCAGGAGCAAUGUAGGCACUAUAAUCACUUAAGCAUAUUGAAGUACUUAUAGUGACAGGGUACCAUCCCUGCUUCAUUAUAUUUGUCCAGUUUGUCAAAAAGAGCAGCAAGAUGUCAAAUGUAAGUUUUCAGGGAUGUUACCCAUGUGGUUAUGGUGUCUAGAGUGUGUCUUUUAAAGUAACUGAUCAAUUUACAGGAUUAUUUGCUACAGUGAAUGGGGAAUUAAAAGUGAAUUUCAACUUUAAGGCGAUUCAUCUAAUUAAGUAAUCUUCGUCUAAUAUUUUAAAUUCACAUUAAAUACCUGACCAUUCUCACUUUUAGUGAGUAUCCCUGUUUGUGAAUACACCUAAAUAAUUUAUUGGAAUAUUCUCUUUGAAUUGCCCUGAUGAUAACAGUGGUUUUACACUGUAAAUGUCUGUCCUCUCUGAAGUAUUUGCUGAAUUUUUCUUACCCUUGUUCCUUGUACAGAUCACAUCCCUGCUCACAGAAUGCACCCUGUUUUUCGGCCCCUUUGCCAUCACCUCUCCCUUCUCAGUUGUUGGUUUUUGGGAUGGGGGACUGGUCUGGGUUAUCUGCUGAUGGCAAAGUAAUAGUGACUUUGGAAGGAGGAGCCAAAAAGUACACCCUUGGAACACUGUCAGUGGAGUCUAGGUGAGUUUGUGAAUUUUUAAACUCCCACCCCCCUGCAACCUUGAAUGUUGGGAAGUAGAGGAGCUCAUUCUGUUGUUUUUUCUGCAGAUGCUUUAUUUGGGAAUGUGGCCUUACUAAUGAUGCCCACUCUCCAUUUGAGGAGGGAGAAUUACGCAUCCAAAUGGAGAUCCAAGGGCAGGUAAUGUAUAGAUCCUUACUUCUAGUAAAUGUUUGUUCUGAUAAUUAUGGUUUGCCAAUGCAGCGUUUUUGAAUAUUUUUACAUCAUGGUUGUCCUAUGCUUAAGGACCCAUGAUGAAAUAAUUCUCUCAUGCAGCUUUUUACCAGCAGAGACUGUUUCCCAUGUAUCACUUGAUACAAUUAGUGGCCCCACACUGACCGAUGUUCUGUGGACAGAACUCAGAGUGAGCGUUAAACUCAGCCCUUUAAAUUACCAUGGAUGAAGUUCUAUGUUCAGCCAUUGCCCGGUGAUGUCAACACUCAAGUAACUAGAAUAAGAGAAACAGUCCAGGCGCUCAAUGAUGUCUUAAUGUGGCAGAUUUAAGGAAGAUAAUGUUUACAUGUAGCAGCAACAUUUUGACCUACAAAUGAGGUCUUUAUCAAGCUUGAUAAGGACCUUGUUUGUUUGUAGGUCGAAACGUUGCUUUUACUUGUAAAUCCCAGAGCUAUGAUGCUAUCAGAAAAUUUGUGACUACUUGGUGUUUUGUUCUGAAAUUAUGUAUCUCAUUGUACCACUUCCUAAAUGAAGAUUUAAAAAAAAAAAAAGCUAUGACGAAAGAAUGACAAGCACCUUCAAACUAAUUUGGCAAAAGCAUUUAAGAAAAUCAGAAUCAUGGCAGAUUUGCUUGUGAGGCAUUAAAAUGGUCUGCCAGAGUCGUGGGUUAGGUCACCGUAUUAAGAAGGGAAGUUUGAUUGAGGAGUUGAACGACAGAUGGAGCGCAAUAGUCUGUGAGAUUUACCUUUUGAAAAUGAAAGCUGUUUAUCAAUUAGAAGACCUAAUUAAACAAAUGGCAGACUGGAAAAUGGAGCUACCACAAGUUAAAAAGAAAUCUAAAAGGUGCCAACUCCCACUACCCUUAACCCUGCAACUGUAAAUAUUGCAGUUUUCAUAAUUACCUUGCAGGGUUAACUCCUUAACAAGACCUCCCUAUAGGAAAGCAUUGAAAAAUGCUUUCAAUGCUUUCCUAUGGGGAUUUCAGCGACGAUGGAGGUUCUCACAUAGCGUGAGGACAUCCAGCAACGUUAUAGCACACUUUUUAUGUGCUAUAAUCACGUUAGUGCCCUCUAGUGGCUGUCUAUAGAGGGCACUAACGUGAUUAUAGCACAUAAAGUGUGCUAUAACGUUGCUGGAUGUCCUCAUGCUAUGUGAUAACCUCCAUCGUCGCUGAAAUCCCCAUUUGAAAGCAUUUUUCAAUGCUUUCCUAUGGGGAGGUCUUGUGCGCGGCAUUGCCGCGCAUGCGCAUCAGGUCUCCCCCGGCGGUCGCGUGUGCUCAAAAGGGCAUGAGCGGACCUUGACCCAGCGCUGGAUACAGGUAAGUCACUGAAGGGGUUUUAACCACUUCAGCAACCUGGGAUGGAGGUUGGGAGGGAGAGGGGACCUGCAGUGCCAGGAAAACAAUUUGUUUUCCUGGCAUUGGAGAGUCCCUUUAACCCCUUAAGGACCAAACUUCUGGAAUAAAAGGGAAUCCUGUCAUGUCACACAUGUCAUGUGUCGUUAAGGGGGAUAUAGAUUUUUAGCAAAAUGUCAGUUCUCAUUUUAAAGGAAGUUGUUUGAUAGUUUUCUGGAAUGUGAAUAAGGCAUACUCAACACCAACUUCUCCCCUCAGAAGGGUGGAAAAUACACUGGACUGAAGCAGGAACGUGGGAAGAGGAAGAGAAUGCAAGAAGAGCAGGAGAAUGUUUGCCCUAAUAGUGGAAAUUUGAAUGGUACUACCCAGCAAAAGAACACCAACAAGAGUGGUUCAUCCAAAGUCAUUACCUCCGUGAAGGGCACUGCGGGUGAGUGGAGUAUUUCUUAAUGUUUACAAAAACAAGGCAUAACAAAUAAAUAGUGAAUUCAAAGCUCCAUUUACAGACUGGCUUUGUUGGUUGUUUCCUGAGAGAUAAAUAUUUGAUUCACCUUCAGUGUCUGUCCUGUUACUGGUAGAUUGAGUUAUGAUAUGCUUUUAUAGUAUUGAUAUCAUUUGUUUUGUCUGUGUGUAAUUUAUUUUUCCCCCCCUAAUUUCUGUAGCAGGCCCUACAGGAAGAUGGGGCCAUGCCCUCUGUCCCAUUGACUCCAAAACUGUAAUUCUUGUUGGUGGACAGGGUACACGUAUGCAGUUCUGUAAGGACUCCAUGUGGAAGCUUAAUACUGGUGGGUAACCUUGCAUUGAUCUAUAUAUGGACAUUCCUAAUGCUUGAAGUUCUUCAUGUACUCAUGCGAGUAAAUGUUUAUUGGAAGGGAUCUUGAAUGUGAACUUUCAUUAUUAAUGCCUUUUGAAAUCUACUAAUUUAGAAGAAGACACUUGGUCUCCAGCAGAGGCUCUGGCAGAUGGCCCUUCUCCAGAAGCGCGCACAGGUCAUACUGCAGUUUUUGAUCCGGAAAGUCAACGGAUUUAUGUAUUUGGCGGUUCAAAGAAUAAGAAAUGGUUUAAUGACGUUCAUAUCUUGGAUACAGAAACUUGGAAGUGGAGCAGUGUGGAGGUCAGUAGGUCAACAAUGUGACCAUCACGCUUUUCAUUUCUAUUAGCCUUCUGCUUGUGUUUUUCUACUUUUUCAUAUUUCCUUUGCACAUCAUUUAUCUCUUUAAUUCAGGCCCGGGGAAAAGUUCCGCCUCUUUCAUAUCAUAGUUGUUCUUUGUUUCGAGGAGAAAUGUUUGUGUUUGGGGGUGUCUUUCCACGUCCCAACCCAGAACCUGAUGGUUGCAGUGAUUCGCUUUACAUCUUCGAUCCGGAACAUGAAAUUUGGUAUCAACCAAUUAUAUUUGGGGAGAAACCUUCUGCGCGCUCUGGGUAAGUAGCAUGUGAUUAAGACAAAUCUAUACUUAUUUAUUUUAUUUUGUGUCAAGUUUAAGACUUUACAAACAGAAUGGGACAUAAUACAGAGAUGUACAUAUAUUGUUUGUUUAUCAAGUCCCUAACAUUUAACUUUACUUAAUUUUUUUCGCAAACAAGUGAUUGCAAAAAUAGUAAACUAGUUCGACAUGGUGAUUCCUGCUAACAAAUCAUGUAAUAGGUUGGAUUUGCAUUAGUCAGUACUAUAAAACUUACUGAGAUAGCCACUAGAUUGUAAUGCUGCAUAACAGGCUAUAUUUGUAUUAGCACCACUAAAUAUUCUGAAAUUGCCAGUAUAUAGUAAUGCUGCCUAAUAAAACAGAAAUGUGUGUGAAAGUACUUUAAAACUUACUGAGACAGCUACUGAAUUGGAUGCUGCACAACAGGUUAGGUUUGCAUGAGUUAAAGGACCACUAUAGUGCCAGGAAAACAUACUCGUUUUCCUGGCACUAUAGUGCCCUGAGGGUGCCUCCACCCUCAGGGUCCCCCUCCCGCCCGGCUCUGGAAGGGGGAAAGAGGGUAAAACUUACCUUUUUUCCAGCGCUGGGCGGAGAGCUCUCCUCCUCCGAUCCUCCUUCUCCUCCCCGUCGCCUGAAUGCGCACGCGCGGCAAGAGCUGCGCGCGCAUUCAGCCGGUCACAUAGGUAAGCAUUCAUAAUGCUUUCCGAUGGACGCUGGCGUGCUAUCACAGUGAGAAGCACGCAAGCGCCUCUAGUGGCUGUCAAUGAGACAGCCACUAGAGGAAAUAGGGGAAGGCUUAACCCAUUCAUAAACAUAGCCGUUUCUCUGAAACGGCUAUGUUUAUGAAAAAAUGGGUUAACCCUAGCUGGACCUGGCACCCAGACCACUUCAUUAAGCUGAAGUGGUCUGGGUGCCUAGAGUGGUCCUUAGAUUGGGUGCCUUGGAUCAAAAGUUGCCCAGGUGCACUACACAAAGUGAGUGUCUGUGGCCCCGUACAUUUUUCAGUCUUACAUGCUUUUUAAGAUCGUUAAUCUUGACUAACUUGAGGAGCUCCCUCAACCUGCGUCUUGUUUGAUCAGCGGUCAGGCCCGGCCCCCUAUACUUAUUUAUUUUGCCACUUUUUUUUUUUUUUUUUAUUUGGCAUGGCUGCUCAAUGGGCAAUGCAUGUAUAUGUUUAAAGAAACACAUAAUCAAGAAUAUGCAGAAAUAAGCAACAUAUUCUUGUCAAGAUGACGUGACGGCAAGUAUGUUGAAAAAUUCACAAUUACGAAACCGCCUAAGCAUAAUCUAUAAAUUACAUGACUGAACAAUAACUGCUUCACCAAAGAAUGCUAAGGUGGAGGGAAGAGUAAUGUGAAGGUAAAGUAAUAGCCAAGCAGGAAAAAAAUAUUUGAAUGCAAGAAAAGAUAAUUAGGCAUCGUCUUGGCAGUGAUAGAAAUUUCUCUCAAAGAAUGAACCAAACAAUGGAAGUAAUUGAUCUGGUUUCAACCCAUCAUCAUGAAGAAUUUAGGACUGGGGGGGAGGGGGUUAAUUUUUUAAAAUUAUUAUUUAGCCUUGGGUACGAGUGCUACAGAGUCCUUGGCUGCACCCUCAAAGUGAACCUGUUUUGAAAAGAAACACCUGGAAUCGCUCUCACAUACAUUGAAUAUAUCAUAAAGAUGCAGGGUGUAUUUAGUGUAAAAUAUAAAGAUUUACUUCUCCUCUGUUAGCAUUUAACACUUUAAACAACUGAUGUUAACACACACACACCCACCCACCCAUCCAUCCUCUCAUGCUUAAAUAAUUCUAAAUAUCCAGUUGUUUAGCCAAGGUCCAUAUGUGCCAUGGACGCUGCAGUGGUAAGAAACACCAAUUGCUAUACAAGAAAAACGAGAAACCUAGCAGCAGCAUUAUAGAAAAUCACCAUUACGGAGUUUGUAGCCCCACCUUGAAAUAACAGACUUCUACUAUUCUCCCUCAGACAUUCUGCCUGCCUGAUGCGCAGAGAGCUCUAUAUAUUUGGAGGUUGGGACACUCCUGUGUGUUACAAUGACCUUUACCUGCUGGAUCUGGGUGAGUACUGUAUUGUCACACAUGUGUUCAUGCUGUUCAUUAUUUUUGUUUUUCCUGUAGUUACGUUAUAUGAGCACAUAACAUAUGAAGCAAUCCUAGAGGGUCUGAGCCAGCUUGGAGAAGAAAAAAAAAAGUUUCCAUUGCAGUUUGUGUUUUGGAACUUCAUUUAAUCCGAGUUCUCAUUCCUAAAAUCCUUUUCUAUAAAUCCUUAAGCCCUAACUAUAACAAAACAUUUUGUACACCCCACACAAGGAAGGAAGUAUUACUUUGCAAAAUUGCAGAACAUUAAUGCAGUUUGUCCCACAAUAACGGCAGUAUGCAUGCUGCUGGUAUCAUGGGUGUUUUUAUGACUUUUAUUUAUUUGAAGACUUACUUAUGCUACAUCAUUGUGUUGGCAUUCUUUGUUUCUUAAAAGUGUAGGAAAACCAUUGCUCAACAUUUAGACUAUUGGGGCAAUACUGAGUCUGUUAUGACAGUGUCAGUGUAGCAAUCAUUCAGGUAAUAUUCUCUCUAGAACAUAUACGGGACUAUAAUGAGGAACCUGACUGGAAUUUAGUCACUCAGACUCUUCAGAAUACCCUAGAAAUGCUGAUUCCUUAUUGAAAUUAACUAGACUCCUCCAAAAGACAUGGGCAACCUAGUGACAACUCUGUAGUUGUUUUUUUUAUUUAUUUUAUUAAAACUUUUUUUUUUUUUUUUUUUUAAAGCUUAAGAUUACGAAGCAUAAGGAAUUAUUUAUUGUGAGUCAUUGGCAAAGACACUUCUGUUGAUGUACAAUUUUUUUAAAUUUUUAAUCAAACCCAUACAGAGCGAAUAUGAGCAAGUUGCAUGCAUAGUGUUUACUUGGAUAUUAUUUAAAGGUGUUUUAAUGUCAACAACGUAAGUCUCUACUACUUAAAGUGGGUAUAAACACCGUUCUUGUUUAAUACAAAAUUCAGUACAUCUGUAAUACAUUUUGGUCACCCAUGUAGUAUUUUCACAGAUCCUUACAAACACACGGAAAGCUGAACUACACAGUUAUUUGUUCUGGAUAUCAGUGAUGAUGUAUUGUUGUUACGUGUGGUCUUAUUUAGGAGUGAACGUUUUGUUAUGACUAUAACUACCUGUAAAUCGAAAUGCUUCUGAUCUUUCAUUUUAAAACUUUCCAUGAGAGAUGUUCUAGGAUUUAUUUUGCGUAGCAACUGACGUGAUCUGCAGAAAUCAAACCAUUCAAUCCUAAGAUAAAAUGUUAGAAGGUAGUGUACCAAUGAAAGGGUACUGGGAGAGAAAGAUGGUCUAUUAAAGUGCUAAAAGGCUCCACAAUAAAUAUAGGAGUCUAAAGUACAAAUCGAGAAACUAGAACCAAAAAAUAAAUUAUUCAUACGAUAUAAAAAUAGCAAUCACCCUAAGUGCAACACACUAAAAUAAUAGUGAAAACCUAAAGUUAAUAAAAUAAAUGCAGAGCACAAUGGCUCAAUAUAAGAAGCUCUGAAGUCACAAGAUAUAUAAAUCAUAAAGCAAAAGCACACGUCUGUGCUAACAGGGAAGCUAUGUCUAAUGGUACCUAAUAAUAUCUGGGGAGUAUAGAGUUAAUUCUAAUUAAUAAAACAGCAUAGAAUAUAAAGCAUAUGAAUCCUAUGUAUUGCAUAUGUGGGAUACCAGUACUAAUUUAAGAUGGUAACAAGAUAUAUAAUUCCUAGUCCAAAAUGCCUAGGGUGCCAGUAUAAAGAUAGCAGUGGUGAUACUGCUAAUAGCAUUUGAAUACCGCAUACGAUUGACUGUGGAUAAUGGUUAUAGUGCGCAUAAGCUGCUAAUCUAAAAGCAACAAAUGAUUUAUAGAUGUAGGUGCUAUACUGGCAAUCAACUCCGUGCUGGACAUAAGAGAUCAUCUCAUAGUUAAAUGAACGGCAUAAUUAAAUAGAUGAAAACAAAAAAUGAUGAUUGCUGGUUUUUAGCAGUCAUUAGACAUUAUGCCAAGAAAUACAGUUAGAGUUCAGCUAGCGUUGUGUAACUGGAGAUGAUAGAAGUUACAAUGUAUCAGUAAGUCAGUAGUGUAUACUGAAGGUAAUUGUUACAGUAUACACGAACUGUCAAUAUGCGAAUAGCAAUUGAAUAUAAGUGUGCUGUGCUGGCAGUAAGCCUCCUACUAGGAAGCAUAGUUGAUAAAAUUAGAGCAGGGAAAAACUGCUAUCCCAGAAUGGUUCAAAGGUUCUGAUCAAUUAGGGUAAUACAAGCACCAUGUAGCUGAAAUGCAUAGGAAUAAGGCUGUGUUUUCCUAGAUACAAUGAUAAUUAUAUACUGGCUAUUACUCUCGUGCCUACAAGGGCACCUGAAUCUAUCUCUGCUGGAUAAGUCGUGUUGAUUAGACUGAAUCAAAAAUAUAUGCUAUGAUACUGGAAUAACACUAUAAUAUUAAUAUUUUAGUGUGUUGCACUUAGGGUGAUUGCUAUUUUUUUGCAAUUUUUAUAUCUUAUGAAUUCUUUUUUGGUUCUAGUUUCUCGAUUUGUACUUUAGACUCUUAUAUGUAUUGUGGAGCCUUUUAGCACUUUAAUAGACCAUCUUUCUCUCCCAGUACCCUUUCAUUGUUACACUACCUUCUAACAUUUUGUCUAUUUCUACUAGGGGUUACCCCCCUUUCUUUAGUGUACUAUAUUGGGCUGUAGUCAGUGUGUUCUUUGCAUUCAAUCCUAAUGUUUCUAAUUUUGUUCCUGGCACUCUUUGCUCUUUCCAGGGCUCAUGGAGUUCUCUCCUGUUAAAGUCAAUGGAUGUUCUCCCUCUCCCCGCUGGUAAGUUAAAUAAUUCCUUUGUAGUGAUAAAAAAUAAAUGACAUACAGUGUGUACUUAAACCUCACAUAAUACAUCGUCUCAUCCUUUUAUAAAUUCAAUAACUAAAAAUCCAGCCCACUAUUAUUCAAUUGGGUAUACCUACCUACAUUUUGGAGAUCACUCCGAUAUACCUGCAUUUAACCCCUUAAGGAUGCAGCUUCAAAAACUGGACUUACCAUUAAGGACACAAGCAUUUUUUUUGCUGUUUGUGUUCAACCUCCGUUUGCAUUUUUCUUAUUUAUUGCACCAACACAUGUUAUAUAUCGUUUUUUAAAGGACAAAAAGGGAUUUAAUCUGAUGUGACAUACACAUAUAUAAAUUCUUAUUAUUAAAAAAAUGAAAACAAUUGUUUGGUUUUUUUCAUAGGCAAUAACGUGUGUAUAAUAAGUGCAGCUUAAGGAAAGUCAUUUUAAAAAUAUUAAAUUAGUUCUGAUUUUCAGAGUACAUAAUUUCAGCUUAUUUUGAAAUUUACAGGUCACAAAAUACAAGGAGUAAAAAAUUUUUUUAAUGUGGCGCUAUUUUAGAAUUUGGCAUGUUUGUCUUGUAAGCUUAAUAGCCAUCACAGAAAGCAAAAUUGCCGCACAAAAGUAUAUAUUUAUAUAAAUCACACAUCACAGGGUAUUUACCAAAGGGUAUUCUGACACUUUUUAAGUAGCCAUUUCGCCGCCAAUCUCUGCUAAAUAGUGUAGUAAAAUUUUAUUUUUUUCAGAUUUCUAACAUACUCACAUAAAACAAGGAUUUUUAAUGUGUAUUUCAUAAAGCUGAUAUAUACUACUGCUGUAGAAAACCCCAUAUUGUUUUCAGCCAUAUCAACUGAGUAAAAUGAUAUCCCCAAUCUAUGCCUUUGCCACUUUCCUGUGAAGUUACAAAAAGAGACCUGACCAUUUCAGUUUUCACAGUGAUAAUUUUGAUAGAUGAAUUUGAAUGGGGCAAGUCUUAUUUUGGGGCAUUGUAGCAGUUUAACUGUUGAAUUUAUCCCUCAAGGACCUACUAUUGGUGAAAGUAGACACUACAGUGUAUCACAUAUGGUGUAUAUUGUGCCUUAACGUGAUGCCAUUUUUUCACCAGUUUAUGUCAAACUUUGUGGUAAAAUAUAUAUUUUUUCAUUUUUUACAUACACGUUACAUUUUUUGGGGUCGUUUUUCAAGUCUGGUAUGUGCCACUGUGAUCAAAAUCCCAUAAUUAUGCUCGGCAAACUCUUCUGAAUAAAACAAUACCCCCAAUGUAUGUCUUUUCCACUAUCAUGUGAAGCUACAGUGCCUUAAAAGAGUCCUGACCAUUACAGUUUUUACAAUUAGAAUUUUGAUAAAUGGAUUUGAUGUGUCUAUAUCACAUUUUAGGGCAUUGUAGCAGUUUUACAGUUACCCCAAUUACCCCAUAAGUGUAUACCAUUUGUGAAAGUAGACACCACGGGCUAUGUCAUAUGGUAUAUUUUGAGCUUUAUUAUACAGUUAUGUCAGUACCAAUUUCUUUCAAAUUUUAUCAUUUUUAUUUUUGCAUUUUUAUACGCACAUGUUGUAUUUUAGUGGUUAAUUUUGGAAACUUGAUAUAUGCUACUGUAAAUUAAAUCACUAAAUUAUUCUCAGCUAUAUUUCCUGAGUACAAAAUGACCCCCUUUGUACACCUUAGCCAGGUUUUUGUGAAAAAAUACAGGGCUAAAAUCAUAUCCGGCCCAUUACAGUUUUUUUUAAAUGGCAAAUUGACGAAUGGUCAUUGUUUCAUUUUGGGGCAUUUUAGUCGCUCAUAUAUUUAAAUUACGCCACCAAUGCAUACCAUUUACAAAAGUGGACACCAUGGGGACCCUCACAUAAAAUAUUAUAAGCUUUAUUGAAGUGACAUUUUGUUACCAUUUUGUUUCAAAGUUUGUGGUAUUCUUUUUUAUUUUAACAUUUUUACACACACAGAGUAUUUUUGAUUCUUAUUUUUUAAAUCUCGUGUGUCCCACUGUCAUAAAAUUAUCUUAGCUGUACUCAGCAACAUCUUCUCAGUACAAAUAUACCCCAUAUGUAUAUCUUUGGAAAGUAGCGAUCAUAAUCUUAAUCCCAAUCUAAAUCCCUAAUCCUAAACCAAGCCCUAAUUCUAAACCAAAUCCUAAUCCCAAAUCUAACCCUCAAUCUAAUAAUAAACCCUUACCACAAUCCUAACCCAUAACGUAAUCCCAUGUGUAACCCUAAUUAUAACCUUAAUCCUAAUCUCAAUCCUACCUUUAGCAAUAGUGUUAAAAUGAUUCCCCCUGCUGGUGUCAGCAGAGGAAUUCCCUUGCUAUAUUCAGCAAGGGAUGCCCGUGCUGACCCUAAUCCCAUAAUCUGAACUAUAAUCUGAAACAUAAUCCCAAUACUACAAUUAAUUAUAAACCUAAUCUUAAACAUAAACUUAAUAAUAAACCCAAUAAUAAACCUGAUAAUAAAUCUAGUUCUUAUGCUAAACCGAAUAAUAAUCCUUAAUUGUAAUCCUUAAUUUAAUCUUAAUCUCAAAGGUUUCCCUCUACUAAUAUCAGUACUGAUAUUAGUAAAGGGAUUUUAAACUAAAACACAGUGGUAUGUUGCUGCCAUCUACUGGCUAUUUUUAGUAUUGCAGUCUCCCAUCUCUUACAUUGAAGACAUUAUGCCCAAUGCAAUGCGAUCUGUGCUGGGCAACUGAAAAUGCCCAGCACUGAUCAGAAUGGCAUUGGGGCAUAGAGGGUGACCCUCCCCUUUUUCCUCUUGAUCUGCGAGAGUGCAUGCAAUCAUGACUUUUCAAUGCUUCUCAAUAAGAUGUAGUACAGCUCAUUGAGAAGUGGGCAAGGCAGGCACCCCCUAGCCUCUUGGCUCCAAAGUGGAAGAAACCGGGAGGCUGACUAAGUGACCGCAUUGGAGGCAUUGUAGCAUUAAUUUGAGUGUUUAGGGAUCCUGGAAAUGGAGGGGUUGCAGGCCCAGUCAAUAUUGAUAGCUUGGUUUAAUGUCAAGAAAUCUGGUUUCAGUUUUGCUAGUUCUUUCUUUGGUGCUUAACUGCAUGUUUGAAAAAUAACAAUGCUCUCCUCAGUGUUUCACCUCUGUCAUGUAUCAAUAUGCACAAAUAAUUAUCUCUUUGCUUGAGUUAUCUGCUCACUCUGGUUUACUUUAUACUGCCAUUCUUCCAAUAAAGGGACUCUAAAAGCACUAAAACAACUUGAGGUUAAUGUAGCCAUUUUGUCGUAUAGAUCAUACCCCUGUAGUCUCACUGCCCAAUUCUCUGCCAUUCAUUAGUUAAAUUACUUCGUUUAUGGAGCUGUAGUCAUACCUCCCUGCAUGUCACCUAUAGAGCUUUCCUAAACACUUCCUGUAAAGAGAGAUCAAAUGUUUUAACUUAAUUUAUUGCACAUUCUGUUUAAUUUAGAAUUCAUUAUCUCCUGCUCUAUUAAGUCUUUUGUAGCCUCCUGUGUGAUUAAAGUUUCAAUUUACAGAGCAGGUGAUAAAACCUUCUAAAGUACGUUAACAUCUGAUUGAAAACAAAACCCUUUUUUUAUGCAAGCUGUGAGAUUCAAGUGUGGCUUAGAGCUUCAUGGGAGAAACUAAAAUGACUUAACUAAAUGGCAAUAAAUUCAGCAGUGAGAUUGCAGGGACUUGAUCUAUACACAAAAAACUUCAUUAAAGGACCACUAUAGGCACCCAGACCACUUCAGCUUAAUGAAGUGGUCUGGGUGCCAGGUCCAGCUAGGUUUAACCCUUUUUUUCUAUAAAGAUUUUCAGUGAGCAGACGCCAGCGUCCAUAGGAAAGCAUUGAGAAUGCUUUCCUAUGGACUGGGUGAAUGCGCGUGGCUCCUGCCGCGCAUGCAGCCGAUGACGUCGCUAUGGAGGAGGAGAGUCCCCCGCCCGGCGCUGGAGAAAGAGGUAAGUGUAACCCCUUCCUCCCCCUAGAGCCCGGUGGGAGGGGGACCCUGAAGGUGGGGGCACCCUCAGGGCACUAUAGUGCCAGGAAAACCAGUGUUUUCCUGGCACUAUAGUGGUCCUUUAAGAUAGUUAUUUUGAUGCCUAUGGUGUCCCUUUAAUGGUUAAACAGUUUUUAAAAAAAAAAGUAACAAAUUAUAGGAUAAGAGUUCCCAGCAGCUCGUCCCCUCUCUGCUGCUUUGACUCAUAAUGAAGCAUUAACCAAAGCAGCAAUGGAUGUCUGUUUUGGCAGAGACUGUCAGCUGACUGCUUGUAGCCUAUCACAGGCACCAUUAAUGGUUUGAAUCUGUAUGGCUAGAAAGAAGUGUGUAAUCUAUACCUUAGCCUUACCUCCAGUGGGGACCAGGCUACUAUGUAAUUACCAUGAAUAAUUUCCUAUGUCUUUGCUACGGUGUUUGCAGGGUUUAUAAUUCAAUAUGCAAGAAUACAAACCUAGCAUGCAUGUGAAUAAUAUGAAUUCUGUUUUGCUUCCCCCAUCCCCUCCAGUUGGCAUUCUGCUGCACCAGUUUCAGAUACUCACUUUCUUACUCAUGGAGGCUAUGAUGGAAAUCUGGCUCUCAGUGACACCCAUGUGUUCAACACAGGUAAUCCUUGACGAAAGGUUUAACAUCAAAUUGGUGCUGCCCUCUGGCCAAACUUUGCAUAUAUUAAAGUGUUCCUCUACAGUAUGUAUAUUGACUUGAUUUACUUUAAAAAAAAAAAAAAAAAUUUAUUCUUUAUUUUUCGUGCUUGAUAGCAACAAUUAGUAAAGCAAACAUGGUAAUUUCUAGGUAAUAACAUAUGAUUGAAUUGUAAAAGCAAGACUUACAUUUGUCAGACAUGUUGGUAAAUUCAGGUUAGUUACAAACCUGGGUGAAGCCAAAGAAAUAUCUUGUAAAAGGGUAUCAAUUCUCCCAGGGUACUACAGGCUAGAGUGGAAUAUUGUUUCGGUGAGGGUGGGUGUGAACGCGUGAGGUAAGUUAUGUGGCUCACAGAAAUAUUUUGUGGUUGUGGUGAAGUUAGUCCCAACGCUUUCAUGAUGGCAGACGCCCCCCGACAUCUGCUGUGAGGGAGUAAGUAGUCUCCUAGCGGGUGGGCCAGAAGAUAACCGGUGUGCCCUCAUCUGUAGGGUAUUCCAGCUUGUCUCAGUGAUGUCGUCACCAGUCCGAAGGAUUUGUGCUGGAGCAGGGUAGCUCUGGUGAGGUCCUGAAAGAAUAGCAGCUGAGAGUUCUCAAACGUCAAGGGUGUCUAGCCCUUCAGGGACAUCAUGAUUUGGAUCUUGUAAUUCACGGUCACAUAGCUUAUUAGAACAUCCCUCGCCACUGCAGUUUGAGUGCGUUCGGUGCCAGUGACACUGUAUAUUCCGUACACACUUAUUUUCUUGGCUGUUGGUGGAGGGUAUCCCCCAUAGUUUGAUAUGCGUUCUGCGUUGUCUGUCCUCCAUGGACAUUAUUUGGGCGGCCAGCACGUGUUUGAAGGCGCAGCACCGAGUCCUGGAGGGUAGCCACAUUAGUUUGGACUUCUGUCAUAGUGUACAUACUUGUAUAUCUUUUUUGACCAUGGCAACGUCAGCUGCCAGUAAUUUUUGUAUAUCCGCUAGGAUGAUCUUUAGAUUACGUUUAGUUGUUGUGGCUAAGUCAUCGGGGGACCUUGCAUGUAAGGCUGGGUCAGAUUGGGGAGUCUUUGAGGUGCUGGGCUCCUGAUUAUCCGGCCCCUGUGCUGUAGUGGGAGCUCUGCCCUUUGAGUCCCUGUUUGCACCGGCUUUUUUAACAUUUCCCUGAUAUCCCUACCAGGUGUGGUGGUCGUGGCUUUGUGUGCGCCUCUGCUCAUGUUCUGUGCUUCUGAGGGGGGUGUUAGGCUGGUAUUGCUCAGUCGCACUGUGCGCCUCCCCCAGUCCGCCGAGCAGGGCUUUGAGGCCUAUGAGUGGUGAUGUGUGGUAGGCCGCAACUUUCCUCCGUCGUCCGGGCUGCUUCAGAGCCUGAAAGAAAGGCAUCAAACGGCUCCUUGAGCUUUCCGCAGGUGCAGUUUUUCAGGCUAAAUUGGGUGCAGGUUACGGAGCUAUUCAGUUAGUCUUUAUGUUUUUUGUUUGUUUUUGUUUUUUGUUUUUCAUUCCUUGAACAGUGACCGUUUAAGUAAAUAACACUUGUGUGCAUGCAGAAAACCUUAGUAAUGGUAAUUUGAAGCUUAAAUGGAUUUCAGGGAGGACAGUGCAGCUAUCAAUGAUAGUUGUAUUCAACAGCAGUUUCUAUGGGUUUUGUGUUGGGGAGGGGAGGAGGAGGUGGGUUAUUUUAAUAUUUUGUUUUUAUUUUUCCCUCUCUCCUCAAGUCACAAAGACAUGGACGUCCUUGGUUCACAAUUCCUUGCCUCGUUUACCACGUGCUGGACAUUCCAUGCUACCACUUCCCAGGGCAAAAGAAGACAAAAAUUCGAAGGGAACACCACAGGACCUUCUAAUAUUUGGAGGAGGAGACAACGAGGGACAUUUUUACAGUGAUACUGUGAGGCUACAUCUUGCAGACCUUCUUGUUCUGUAGAUCCUUGCAGUGAGGAUAAAGGAACACUAUAGUCGCCUAAAUUACUUUAGCUAAAUAAAGCAGUUUUAGUGUAUAGAUCAUUCCCCUGCAAUUUCACUGCUCAAUUCACUGUCAUUUAGGAGUUAAAUCACUUUGUUUCUGUUUAUGCAGCCCUAGCCACACCUCCCCUGGCUAUGAUUGACAGAGCCUGCAUGAAAAAAAAACUGGUUUCACUUUCAAACAGAUGUAAUUUACCUUAAAUAAUUGUAUCUCAAUCUCUAAAUUGAACUUUAAUCACAUACAGGAGGCUCUUGCAGGGUCUAGCAAGCUAUUAACAUAGCAGGGGAUAAGAAAAUCUUAAUUAAACAGAACUUGCAAUAAAGAAAGCCUAAAUAGGGCUCUCUUUACAGGAAGUGUUUAUGGAAGGCUGUGCAAGUCACAUGCAGGGAGGUGUGACUAGGGUUCAUAAACAAAGGGAUUUAACUCCUAAAUGGCAGAGGAUUGAGCAGUGAGGCUGCAGAGGCAUGUUCUAUACACCAAAACUGCUUCAUUAAGCUAAAGUUGUUCAGGUGACUAUAGUGUCCCUUUAAAAGAAAACACCAUUGUAGAAUAAAAAAAAAGUAAUGAUUGUUUCUUUUUCUGUUUUUGUUGUUUUUGGCUUUUGUAUAUGACAAUUUCUGAUUUUUAUGGUGCUUGUACAUAGUUCACAUAUUAAAUACUCAAUCUUCUUUAUA